This is a messenger RNA of Choloepus didactylus (southern two-toed sloth), 2088 nucleotides long. RefSeq names its product prolactin regulatory element binding (gene PREB). The coding region runs from base 210 to 1466 and encodes 418 amino acids. The record is from RefSeq and is a predicted model, not a curated record. Gene Ontology annotation, cellular component: endoplasmic reticulum membrane. Gene Ontology annotation, biological process: protein secretion. Lineage: Eukaryota; Metazoa; Chordata; Mammalia; Pilosa; Megalonychidae. Gene Ontology annotation, molecular function: guanyl-nucleotide exchange factor activity; GTPase activator activity; protein binding. The transcript has 9 exons.
CACUGCGGCUUUGGGAGACUGGGGUAGGCGGAUCUUAGGUAGAGACGCGAGUUGUCAGAGUUUUGAUAACCUCGCGGGUGUGAAAGGAGCCUGUGUUCUUCCCGGCGGCUUCGGAACCAAGUUCAGCAGCGACCGGGGCGAGAGUCGGAGUCCGGGCGAGGCAUGUCCCGGGGGCAGCGUUGUGGGCAGUGAAGCGCGCGGUUGCCGGGAUGGGCCGGCGCCGGGCGCCGGAGCUGUACCGGGCCCCGUUCCCGUUGUACGCACUUCAGGUCGACCCCAGCGCGGGGCUGCUCAUCGCUGCGGGCGGAGGAGGCGCAGCUAAGACAGGCAUAAAGAAUGGCGUGCACUUUCUGCAGCUUGAGCAGAUUAAUGGGCGCCUGAGCGCCUCCUUGCUACACUCCCAUGACACGGAGACACGGGCCACCAUGAACUUGGCACUGGCUGGUGACAUCCUUGCUGCAGGGCAGGAUGCCCAUUGUCAGCUCCUGCGCUUCCAGACCCACCAACAGAAGGGCGACAAGAAGGCAGAGAAGGCAGGUUCCAAGGAGCAGGGGCCUCGACAAAGGAAAAGGACUGCCUCAGCACAGCAGAAAUCUGGAGCUGAAACCCACCGUGAGGGGGUAGAACUCAGUGUAGAGAAUUUGCAGGUGGUGCAGACAGACUUCAGCACGGAUCCACUACAGAAAGUUGUAUGCUUCAACCACGAUAAUACCCUGCUUGCCACUGGAGGGACAGAUGGCUACAUUCGUGUCUGGCAGGUACCUAAUCUGGAGAAAGUUCUGGAGUUCAAAGCCCACGAAGGGGAGAUUGAGGACCUGGCAUUGGGUCCUGAUGGCAAGUUGGUCACUGUGGGCUGGGACUUUAAAGCCUCAGUGUGGCAGAAGGAUCAGCUGGUGACACAGCUGCACUGGCAAGAGAAUGGACCCACCUUUUCUAACACGCCUUACCGCUACCAGGCCUGCAGGUUUGGGCCGGUUCCAGACCAACCUGCUGGGCUGCGACUCUUCACAGUGCAGAUUCCCCACAAGCGCCUGCGCCAGCCCCUACCCUGCUACCUCACAGCCUGGGAUGGCUCCACUUUCUUGCCCCUUCGGACCAAAUCCUGUGGCCAGGAAGUCAUCUCCUGCCUCAGCGUCAGUGAAUCGGGCACCUUCCUAGGUCUGGGCACGGUUACCGGCUCUGUCGCCAUCUACAUAGCCUUCUCUCUCCAGCGCCUCUACUAUAUAAGGGAGGCCCAUGGCAUUGUGGUGACAGACUUGGCCUUUCUACCUGAGAAGGGUCGUGGUCCAGAGCUCCUUGGGUCCCACGAAACCGCCCUUUUCUCUGUGGCUGUGGAUAGUCGUUGCCAGCUGCACCUGCUGCCCUCACGGCGGAGUGUUCCUGUAUGGCUGCUGCUGCUGCUGUGUGUCGGGCUCAUUAUUGUGGCCACCCUGCUGCUCCAGAGUGCCUUUCCAGGCUUUCUUUAGCCUCCCUGCUCCCCUGGAAUCGUGGGUCUGGACACUGUCACCUUUUAGACCAUAGAGUGGAGGCCUGGACUCCCAUUGCCUCCAAAGCUGAUGUGGCCCCUGAUGAGACUGAUGGGUACUGCCCACCUUUCGCAGUUAGAGCUGGGCUGUGGCCUUGUGACUCUAGGUCCUGGGAACCCUGCAUUCAUCAUCUGAGAAUCAACCCAGGAUGAUGGUGUCAGAAGCCCCAGCCUUACUACUUGCCCCUCCUCUGCCCACCAGAGGCUCCAGAGUCAAGCUUGUCCUUCUCUGGAAAUGUGAAGAUGCCCAAGAGCCUGGAGGCACUGCUGUCCUUACUAUAGAAACAAUGAGUUUCUCCCCUCCCUGUCACUGUUUUGUGCUAGUUUGCUGGCAUUUGCUGAGUCAAGGACUGGCCUAGGACUUGCUGUUAGGGAAGGAAAGGGCCAAAGAAAAGCCCAGGUAGGAAUCCAGCUGGGUUAGCUCCAAGCCAGUUAGGCUAAAGAUGCAGUAAGUUCCUGGAGAGUCUACCACAGCCUUGAGGAAAAGGAAAAUGAACCUUAGCCUGUUGGGCAGGAAAAGUUGAUAUUUAAUAAACAAGGGAAGACUGACCUAAGGCCCCAAA